AUGUCAGCCUUCCUCCGAUGCUGUUGGGGGCCAUCAACAUGGCGGCCGAUUAGUGAAAUCCCACGGCAAUCUCGACUCAUAGCUCGGUUCUCUCAGACGGCAGCUCCAGCUACUACACGACAGACCCUCCGCAUAGGGAAUAUCCAAUGGAAUAUACUGGGCUCUGCUACGUUAUUAGCUCCAAACCCAUCUGCAGUGACCCCAGAUAGUAUUCUAUCAAAACUCCCCUCAUUCAGCUCCCAACUACAUCCCGACAGCCAUGUUCCGCUCCUCCUCGUUACACCAGCAUUCGCCCAAUGGCUAGAGAAAGACCAUACAUUCAUCCCGAAGUUACUACACCAUUGCUUCCGGGAAGCUGCUGCGGCCGAGAACCUCGAGAUAUGCUCAGUGGAAGCGGUGGUAGACAAGCUACCUGUCCCUACCAGCAUUAAACAUCAUGGUAUGGAAGGACUGUCGCUGGCGAUUGUCAACUGGGGCGCUAUAUCGGGAAAAUUAGUGCCUCAAAGAGGCAUUGAGAAUAUCUCGCCUUCUCAUAUUGAGCCGAAGCUCUCGAUUUCUAUUCGUGACCCGUCAACAAGUACGGAGCUUGAGAUUGGAAUGCUCAUGGCAAACACGCUUUUCACCACUGGCAGACCGUAUACAAUGCAUGCGUCGAGAUGGAAGUCUACAGAGUCGGUUGAAGAUGUUCCUCGGAUUACGGAUAGACGUGACAUUCGGACAUGCAGGGUUGAGCUACGAACAAAGUCGACACUUAAGUCUCUUGACGCACCAUUGCAUCCCGUCACCGAGCCCAGGAUAGUCGCAGAAUGUAUGGGGAAUAUAUUCAAGACUGUUUCCAAUGAGUCGAGCUUAAAGAAUGAUGCUCCGGCAUCUGCGGAGCUAGAAAAGGCUAUACCGCAGUAUAUUCAAGACCGCAAACUCGAGAGUCAGAGACUAGCUGUGUGGGCUAUGGUGACACCUAAAAGCAUAGCACGAACUCAUAUUGGGUCUCCAUCUGGCAGCAGCAUUGAUAUAUCGGCUUCUCUGAAAAGGGGUUCACGGCUUUACCGUGUGAUGAGUGGUGGAGGUGGAUGGGGCAAGAAGAAAGGCCUGCUCUCUCUUGAUCCCGAGUACUCAUACGACGACGAGGAGCCGAUAUCCAACCUUGUCUCUAUACAUGAGAUAUUCGAUGAGGAUGUUUCUGAGAAACAUAGCGAUGAUGCCAUUCUGUUCAACGUGCUGGAGAACACACCCAAAUUCACAGACGUUGACGGAUUGAUGAUGAGUCCAUUACGUGAGGUUGUGACGACCGGCGACAUCGUGCAGUUCUUCGUUGCUUCGUUAGAUAAUAAGCUGGUCCAGCCAGCUAUGCAAUCUGAGUCUUCGGCCACGCAUAAAGAUUCUACAGAAGACACUACUGUUUUGGACUUUUCUGUUCUACCUGCUCCUACUGAUGCUCCUGCCUCGUUUCCCAGCGAGAUGCUUCAGGAUGGAUCUAAGAAGUUAAACGACACUAUUGUCGAGGCUAAUAAGUUCGGAGCUUCCUCCGAGAAAUCUAUGGUCUAUGCUAGGACAGCGGGUGAUUUGACGGGAGAUCGAGUCCAAGCCUCAGGCACCAAAAUUGACGUCCCUGGUGCCAGGCUGGUGGUUGAAAUACCAUCAGAAGAGCCUCUCUUUAAAAUGUAA
Molecule: messenger RNA, 1665 nt
Organism: Trichophyton rubrum CBS 118892
Lineage: Eukaryota; Fungi; Ascomycota; Eurotiomycetes; Onygenales; Arthrodermataceae
Exons: 2
Coding region: 1-1665 (554 amino acids)
Source: RefSeq, a predicted model, not a curated record